Molecule: messenger RNA, 2454 nt
Organism: Toxotes jaculatrix (banded archerfish)
Lineage: Eukaryota; Metazoa; Chordata; Actinopteri; Toxotidae
Product: tripartite motif-containing protein 16-like
Exons: 5
Coding region: 264-1895 (543 amino acids)
Molecular function (GO): protein binding
Source: RefSeq, a predicted model, not a curated record
CGAGAGUCCACAGAGAGAGAGACAGAGAUUCCAGCAGCAGCCCCUGAUCUGUCUGACAGAGGACACCGGCCUGGAUUUACUGCUCUUAGUUCCUUUUAAAUGAAGAACCAGAGACAAACAUGGAGACUGAGAAAGCUGUGCUCAUAGACGUCUCAGCUUUACAUUAAAGAAAAUGACUCCAGAUCACAGUGAACAUGAAGAAAGAUGCUAAAUGACAAUAACACUCCACUGAAACACUUUCAACACAGCAACAGAGGCUGAAAAUGAGUCUUUCAGAGGAACCUUCACAGGACAAUAUGCAGAAAGAGUCUCAAACACGUGUCCAAGAGGAAGAUUUCACCAACAAAGCUGACCAAGGAGACCAGAAAGAUGUGAAGGUGAAAGAUCUUCUCAAGACACAUCAGAGGGAGAAAAGGACGAUCAGCCCUCUGACUCUCCUCAAAGAGGACUUCAGCCAGUUUAAAGAAGAUGUGCUGAAAGUGUUUAAGGACAGAGAUGUGAAGACGGAGCAUGAGGACAGCCCGUCGAGCCAGAUGGAAAAUAAACUUGCCAGCAGCACACUCAGCCUUCUGAGAGAGGAUCUGAGCCAGCUGAAAGAAGAGGUGACCAGCAUCUUCAAUAUCAGCUCGUCCAAGGACAGAGACGUAAAGUCCACAGAUCCUAAAACCAGUCAGUCAGCAGAGAAAACCAUCAGCUCUCUGAACAAUCUCAAAGAGGACUUUUCUAAUGUCUUCAGAAUCGGUCUUUCAAAGGACAAAGACAACAAGGGCCUUGCUGUGAAGGAAGACUCCAAAAUAAAAGUCCUGAAAGCUGAAAGAACCGAUGAACCCUUUAGGAAUCUCUUUAGAAGAGACCAAAAACCUUUAAAGUCUUCUUCUUCUUCUGAUAAAGCGGAGGACAGUCAGCGGGUUCAAAAGACGCGUCCAAAAAAGAGUGAGGACCAAAUGGAGAAUGGUUUUAGGGGAAAACUCUCACAACAGAAGAAAGAGACAUUUGAUGCUGAGAAAACAAACACCCUGAAAGAAAGGGAGUGCAAAUCGGAUGUGGAUAAAGAAGUGUCUGAGGAGAAAUCUGAGACGACAGCAAGUCUCUCUGAAACACAACGAAGUGAGGAGACAAGUUCAUCACAGACAGCUGAUCAGAGAUGUGGCAGUGAUGACUCCUCUGUGGUAUCAGCAGACGAGAAGAUAAAAGAGGAGAAAGAAGAAGUCAAACCUUCUGACGGUCUUCCCUGGGAGACUCUGGUCUCUGGUAUCAGUCUUUUUAGUCUCAGAGACGUCAAAAAAGAUGACAUGAGGGGUCAGCUGGGAGGAGAUGUGUGGUCAGUGAAAAACUUUGCCUGCUGUUUGACCUUUGACCCCAGCACAGCUAACUCAGAGCUCCACCUCACCAACUGCAACAGGAAGGCGUCUCGCGUGUGGUCGGACCAUCAACCGUCAGACCACCCAGAACGGUUCAAGUGCUGCCCUCAGGUCCUGUGCAGGGAGGGGCUGCUGGACUCAGCAUACUGGGAGGUGGAGUGGAGUGGCGGUGCCGACAUUGGUGUCACCUACAACAGCAUCUCCAGAGAUGGAGACACAGGGAGCUGUCUGCUGGGACACAGUGAGCAGUCCUGGAGUCUGGAGUGCUCAGAGGGAAGCUAUACACCAUGCUACAACAACAAGAGGUUCAGGUCUUCCUCACCUGAACCCUUCACCCACAGAGUUGGGGUUUACCUCAAUUGGUCUGCCGGAUUUGUAUCCUUCUACUGUGUCUCUCAGGACACCCUGGUCCACCUCCACACCUUCAACUCCACCUUCACCGAGCCUCUGUACCCAGGAUUCUGGGUGUGGGCCUACUAUGGCUCAGUGUCACUCUGUCAGGUGGAGUUAGACUGGGAACGACAGCUGCAGUGAACUGCUGACAGCAGGGAGGACUCAGAUGUAAGACUGUAACUUCCCCUAAGAUACAUGUUAGACAGAUGAGCAUGCAGACUUCAGCAUCAAGAGAGCUGAUUGAUUGAUCUGGUUCCUGUCUGGAGGUGGAUUCAUAACAGAAAGAGAAAACAUGUAAGCGUCAUGCUCUGAAUCCGUACUGGUCAUUGCUUGUUGUUGUAUAUUUUUAUAAAUUAUAAAAUUUAGAUUUUUUUAAAGUUAACUGAAGACUUGUUUAUAUUUAUAAUUUCUGUUUUUACCAUUGAACCGUAGAUCUUGGGAUCUUGGCUGUUUUUUGGUCCUUGGUCUCAGAAUGGUUGAUCUCACUGCUGUGGCUUAUGUUUGCCUUAUCUGUAAUAUUAUAAAGGGUACGGCCUAGACCCGUUCUAUAUGAAAAGUGCUGAUGAGAUAACUUCUGUCAUGAUUCGGUGCUAUAUAAAUAAAACUGACUUGACUUAGCUGAUUUACACCCUUAAUGCACAAGUAUAAAACCACCUUUAGGUUCUGGGUCAGUUCUGGUUCAGAGAGUUGGACAUUUAUA